Molecule: messenger RNA, 1965 nt
Organism: Owenia fusiformis
Lineage: Eukaryota; Metazoa; Annelida; Polychaeta; Sabellida; Oweniidae
Source: the annotation of a GenBank genome assembly
GGCGCUUCUAAAUUGAUUUCCGGCUGAUAACGUAUUUUUUUUUAUUUUUCCUUUUAUUACAUGUUUAUCGUGUGCGAGACAAAAUCGUCAUCCGAUAACAUAGCAGAAACUAUUGAGGGAGCCAAGAAAGAUGUGUGACUGCUGUGAAGGACAGCUUGAUUGCUGUUGUGGUCCAUCUGCCCCACGUGCAUGUUGCGCCUGUUGCCCAACUGUGAAGGAGUCUACAAGUACUAGAUUGAUGUACACUGUCUUCAUGGUAGUGAUCACCGCCUUGUCAUGUACAGCACUUGCCCCUCAGGUAGAGGAAUAUGUCAUGAAUGUGGUGCCUGAUCUUAAUGUAAGCUGUGUACAGAUUGGCUUCAAUGAGAAUUGCCUCAGCCUUGUAGGAUAUAUGGCAGUCUAUAAACUUUGCCUGGCAGUAGUCACUUUUCAUAUACUUUUGGCAAUCAUUACAUUUUGGGUGACUACAAGUGCUGGUUGGAGAGGUGGAAUACACAAUGGGUAUUGGUUAUUCAAGUUCCUGAUCUUGGGAGGAUUUGUUGCUGGGGCAUUUUUCAUACCUGGAGGAACAUUCAGUGGAGUUUGGUUGUAUGUUGGAAUGGCAGGUGGUUUCUUGUUCAUCAUUCUACAGCUGAUUGUAUUGGUGGAUUUCUCAUACCAGUGGAAUGGUAAAUGGCUGGACAAUGCAAAGACAAACAAAUGCUAUUAUCUUGCCCUGUUAUCUGUGUCUGUCAUAUUCUUCUGUGUAGCAGCAGUGGGUGCAGUCCUGCUAUUUGUCUUCUAUACAUCAUGGGACAAUGUGGAGGAUUGCAAACUCAACAAGAUCUUCAUAGGAUGCAAUGCAGGAGCUUGCCUUAUAAUGUCAGUCAUCUCAAUUAUGCCGUGUACGAAGAAAUUGAACAGAAACACAGGCUACCUCCCUGCAUCGGUGAUCAGCGUAUAUGUCAUGUAUCUUACCUGGUCAGCAUUAACAAGUCAACCAGCAGAGAAAAUUGGAGAGGAGAAUCCACUGGCGAUUACAGGUGGAGAACGACCCCCAAGACAAUUCUGUACCCCUCAGGAUACUACAGGGACCAGGCAGAUGCUCUCUGCCUAUGUUGGAGUGGUUAUAAUGUUUUUCAUGGCCAUAUAUGCGAGUUUACGUACAUCAAAUGAGUCUAGUAGACUUGGAGUUCAGCCCAGUGGAGCUCAUGAGGCAUCAUGCUGCAAAAUCUGUAGGCAUAAACGAUAUGAGAACUCUGGUGGGCAGACUGUGUCUUUCAAUGAAUCAGAGGGUGUGAAUUAUAGCUAUUCUUUCUUCCAUCUUGUGUUUGCAUUGGCAAGUCUGUAUAUAAUGAUGCAACUCACCAAUUGGUAUAGGCCAGAAAAAGCGAACAUUAAUAAAUUUGGGACAAAUUGGCCAUCUGUAUGGGUGAAGAUGGCCUCCAGUUGGAUGUGUAUUGUAAUAUAUGUGUGGACUAUGUUCAUUCCUAAAUGCUGCCCAGGGAGGGAUUUAUCUCAGUUGGAACGAUCGGAUCUGGAAAUAGGAAAAGCCAGAGGAAAUCAGGAAGCUUCGACUCCAUUGAGGGGGUCCCCUGUUAGGCGGGGAUCUAGAGACCAACUCGGUGGCUCAAGAGAUAGACUUAAUAGUAAAGGCAAUCGGGGAUCUAGAGACCGACUUAAUAGUAAAGGUUCUAAGGGGUCUAGAGAUAAACUUAAUACAUUUAUAUAGACCUUUUGAAAUGCAAUAUUUUCAAAAAUAUGAAAUAUUUUAAAAAUAUUAGAAUAUUGCAAUAUUUUUAAAGGUUAUCGAUAUUAAAUUUGAAAUAUUUAAAAGCAUGUUAGUGAAUUAACAAAGAUUUGCCAUAAUUUAUCUCAUAAAAUGUAAAUAAACUUGUUUAUAAUGCUUAUUCCAAUUAUCCAAAGGUUGCAGUGGAGUUCAAUGCUACAUUUCUAUUAUAUUAGUUUACUCUACAGGGUUUAUAA